UUUUUGAUACAACGUGGCUUAUAAGUCAGGUUAUACUUGAUAUUAAAUAUUGUGUAUAUUAAUUUUGUUUAUCAACUAAUAAUACAUUAAUCAUGAAUGCUUACAAGCGUAAUAUGGACAUUGAAAAUGAUGCUGAAAAACGUGCUCAUCAUAAUGCAUUAGAAAGAAAACGUCGUGAUACAUUAAAAGAGAGCUUUGCACACCUCAGAGACGUCGUACAUAGAUCGGAAGGUGGUACCAGAGCAAUCAGUCGUAGAGAGAUUUUAAAACAUACUUCGGAUUUUGUAAUUAACAUGACAAAUAAAAUUACGACUGAGGAAAAUACAGUAGAAAAAUUGAAUCGUCAAAAUGGUCAACUUUUGGAUCAAAUUCAGAUGUUAAACCGAAGACUUGAAUCUGGUGAAGUUUUCGCUGAAGAAGAUCUGGCAUUAUUGAGUACUCUCUGACACUAUGUACUAUAAAAAUUGCACGAAUAAUCAUGUUUUUUUUUUUUUCGUCAUUUUGAAUUGUAAACUUUAAUUUGUACUUUCCUUAAUUGUAAUUAAAUUUAGAGCUAAUAAUUACAUUUUUAUCGUACAUAAAUUAUAACUUGACUUAUUUUUAUUUCUAUAUGUUUUAAACUAAAAAAAUGAAGAUGUAUUUUUAGGUUUUAAACAGAACAAGUCUUCUCUCUGUUUUAAAUUUAAAGUCUUUGUCAGUAAAAAUUCGUUGGCUUAGUUAGCGCCCCUUUAAAGUUUGACAGACAUCACAUGAUAAGCUAGAUUCUUACCUUGUCAAUACUGAUGAUGUGUCGUUUACAAUGAAAAUCAACCAAAAGAUAAAAAAAGUAUCAACAUGAAAACACACAUUUAGCGUCAUAAAUAACUGGACAAACCGGGGACAAACAAAAAAAAAAAAAAAUAUCCUGGCUCUAAGGUGAUCCAGACAUUACACACUUUGAAUAAAUAAACAAGCAAAUUGUUAAACAAUAAAUAAGUUAAUAAUAUAAUAACAAAUAAUAUUGAUUAAAACAAGUGAAGAUUAAAAUGUCAACUGAUUUUUAUAUACGUUAUUAUGUUGGCCACAAGGGUAAAUUUGGUCAUGAAUUUUUGGAGUUUGAAUUUCGUCCAGAUGGUAAAUUAAGAUAUGCAAAUAAUUCAAAUUAUAAAAAUGAUACAAUGAUUAGAAAAGAAGCAUAUGUACAUCAAUGUGUAAUGGAAGAAUUAAAAAGAAUAAUUCAAGAUUCAGAAAUAAUGCAAGAAGAUGAUGCAUUAUGGCCACAACCAGAUAGAGUUGGAAGACAAGAACUUGAAAUUGUUAUUGGUGAUGAACAUAUAUCAUUUACAACAUCAAAAACUGGAUCAUUAUUGGAUGUUAAUCAAUCAAGAGAUCCAGAAGGAUUACGUUGUUUUUAUUAUCUUGUACAAGAUUUAAAAUGUCUUGUAUUUUCAUUGAUUGGUCUUCAUUUUAAAAUCAAGCCAAUAUAAAUUCAUCAAUAAAACAACAAAGAAAAACUUCAAUUUCAUCUUUUUUUAUUUAUUAUAUAUAUUUAAUUAAUUAUCAAUAUAAUUUGUACUCAUUCAUUAAUACAUUUUGAUAAUAAUAAUAAAUAAAAAAUUAAUUAAAC
Molecule: messenger RNA, 1606 nt
Organism: Aphidius gifuensis
Lineage: Eukaryota; Metazoa; Arthropoda; Insecta; Hymenoptera; Braconidae
Product: protein max-like
Exons: 3
Coding region: 93-446 (117 amino acids)
Biological process (GO): positive regulation of transcription by RNA polymerase II
Cellular component (GO): RNA polymerase II transcription regulator complex
Molecular function (GO): DNA-binding transcription factor activity; protein dimerization activity
Source: RefSeq, a predicted model, not a curated record